AUGCUUCGCCUUCAGCUGACGCUGUGUUGUCACCAGCGCCGUGCUCUGUGGUCGCUAUGCGUGACUGUGCUUAUAACGGGGGCGGCGAUGAGAGUUGUCGCGAGGGAUGAGGCUGUGCUGGUGGGCUGCAGCGGGUUCGUCAAGGUGAGGCGUAUGCUGUCGUGUGUGAGGCGCGUACUGUCGUGUGUGAGGCGCGUGCUGUCGUGUGUGAGGCGCGUGCUGUCGUGUGUGAGGCGCGUGCUGUCGUGUGUGAGGCGCGUACUGUCGUGUGGUGAGGCGCAUGCUGUCGUCUGGUGUGGUGCAUCGUGUGGUGAGGUGGCGCAUUACGGGGUGUGUGGUGAGGCGGAUCACGUGGUCGAGCUACAGUCCCAUGACGGCAGCUUCGUGCAUGAGAGGACACACUGUGACGAGGAUGGAUACUACUUGCUCAUGCCUCCUUCCCUCCAGUCCCCCCGGUUUACCUUUGCUCCCUCCCCUCCUCUCUCCCUCCCUUCCUCCCUCCCCACCUUCCCUCUCCCACAUGCCACUCUCCUCCCGCCCUCCCUCUCCCACAUGCCACUCUCCUCCCGCCCUCCAUCUCCCACAUGCCACUCUCCUCCCGUCUCCCCCCUUCCCUCUACUCUGCUCUCGUCUCCGCCUUCCCCCCUCAUUUUCCCCUCCCACGAGUCCUUCCUCAUCGCCCUCCACUUCCCCGUGACCCCUUUUGAGGGGUCUCCUCCCGUCUCCCCCCUUCCCUCUUCCCUCUACUCUGCUCUCGUCUUCGCCUCCCCCCCUGAUUUUCCCGUCACAUGA
Messenger RNA from Closterium sp. Naga37s-1, 792 nucleotides. The record is from the annotation of a GenBank genome assembly. Lineage: Eukaryota; Viridiplantae; Streptophyta; Zygnematophyceae; Desmidiales; Closteriaceae.